AUUUGAUGGAAUUUAAAAUUAAAAUACAGUUUCAACUUUCAUCAUCUUAUAACUUAUAAGCUGAUGCUUCCUACCGCAGAUUCGCAAUCUGAGAAGUAAUAAUGGGCAUCUUGAAGGUCCUUCUUUACUUAAUAUUUCCUGUCAUACAUGCCUUAAACGAUUGCCCAGUUUCUUUAUGUGGUAACUUUAGUUUACCUAUUCGUUUUCCCUUUAUACUAAAAGGUGAGCAAUCUCCUUAUUGUGGUUAUCCUGGUUUCAACUUAAUUUGUUCAAAUCAAAGAAAAUCAUCAGUUCUAGAGCUUCCUUAUUCUGGCAAAUUCUAUGUACGCAACAUAAAUUAUCUCACACAACAGAUACAACUCUAUGAUCCUGAUAAUUGUCUUCCGAAACGUCUUCUAAGUCUCAAUUUUUCAAAUUCUCCUUUCAUUGCUACUUUUAGUCGUGACUACACCUUUUUAAGCUGUUCAUCUCAGAAUAUAUCUCAGAAUUUAGGGUCACAAUUCAUUCCCAUUGAUUGUCUUAGUAAUUCAACAUAUUUUGUAUCAGCUAUCCUUUCAGUGAAUUUGGUCAAUUCACUUCCUGGGUCUUGUUCUGUUAUCAAACGGCUUUUAGUUCCAAUUGCAAGACAAGAACGAUUCGGAGAAAAACUCAGAGAUGAUCUUAAUGCAGAUCUUCAAUUAACAUGGGAUAAACCUGACUGCAAUUUUUGUGAAACACAUGGGCUAAUGUGUGGAUUAGAAAGCAUUUACAACAAUCAAGUUGUUUGUAUGUCUGAUUACCAAGAAGGUACAUCGCGACAAGGACUUAAAGUUUUCAGAAUCAUAGCAUUAUGUAUUACUGGACCAGCUCUAAUCUUUGUUAUGUUAAUGGCAUCUUGUGUGUGCUACAAUGAUAGAAUAGCCAACAUUACCAGAAAUGCUGCUUCUCGGUCAGCACCAGCUGCAAUAUCACCACAACCUGAAGUCACAAUAGUGACAGGUCUAGACGAAUUGACAAUUGAAUCUUAUGAGAAAGUAGUUCUUGGGGAGAGUCGACGCGUACCUGGACCAAAUGACGGAAGUUGUUGGAUAUGCUUAUCAGAAUACAAUAGUAAAGAGACAAUAAGAUGCAUUCCUGAAUGCAAACAUUGUUUUCAUGCUGAUUGCAUUGAUGAGUGGCUCCGUAUGAAUGUUACAUGCCCUGUUUGUCGUAAUUCUCCUGCUCCUUCUCCUCUUAAUGUUGCUUCUAGUAAUGUUUGAGUGAUCAUGGACAAUGCAAAUCAUAUUUUUUUAAUUAUUAGUGUUAGUAAUUGUGUGUAUAUACAUUUACAAAUCAUUCAUGACAUAACAUAGACCUUUUCCCGUUUAAUCAAGAUUUCGAGUUGAAACUCGAGCUGGAAAUGCAAAAACUUCAAAAGAUAGAGUUCACCACCCGUUUGUGUUUGACAUGAUUCAA
Messenger RNA from Trifolium pratense (red clover), 1434 nucleotides. Its product is annotated as putative RING-H2 finger protein ATL21A. The record is from RefSeq and is a predicted model, not a curated record. The transcript has 2 exons. Lineage: Eukaryota; Viridiplantae; Streptophyta; Magnoliopsida; Fabales; Fabaceae. Gene Ontology annotation, molecular function: polysaccharide binding. The coding region runs from base 102 to 1238 and encodes 378 amino acids.